Molecule: messenger RNA, 4853 nt
Organism: Manis javanica (Malayan pangolin)
Lineage: Eukaryota; Metazoa; Chordata; Mammalia; Pholidota; Manidae
Gene: RUFY3
Product: RUN and FYVE domain containing 3
Biological process (GO): regulation of axonogenesis
Cellular component (GO): cytoplasm; axon; dendrite
Source: RefSeq, a predicted model, not a curated record
UAUCUCCUCAUUAGGAACCUAAUGCAUACUUAAUGCAGAAGCUUGGUAAAUACACCACAUCAAAAGGUGGGGGGAAUUGCCAUUAAUCUGGAAGGAUUUUACCUUUUUAACAUCGUUUUUUUUUUUGCUUGUCUCUCCAGUCUAAAAAGUCAGGUCUUUGUAUCUUGGAGAAGGAAAUUUUAAAUGCCUGAGAGUAUGAUAUUGAAAUUGAAAUCUGCUUUAGCUUUUCUUAAAACACAACCUUUAGCAGGGUAAAGAAUUUUAUUAGCUAGGUAUAUCAGAAUGAAAAAAGCGAAUCGUGCACUGGUUAAAUUAAUCCAACUGCCUCUUUACCAUCUUUGCUGUGGAGUAUUACCCAGUAUGAACUGUCCUCCUGUUAGCCAGCCCUUUUAUCCCAAAGUGAGGGGAAUUGAUGAAGAUAUGUGCAUUGUGUUAUGUCUGGUCAUAGUUUGACUAGCACAGUCUGGAAGUGGGUUGUGCAGGAUGAGAGCAAGCAGCCUAAUUGCUCUCCCUGCAUCAGCAGCAUCUAUAAAGCAUCCUGGGAAUUGCUCACCCUACGUUCAGAGCUGCUGGUCACAUGAGCCUGAAUUUUCAGAUCAGUUCAUUAGUCAGCCAUUUUGGUCAACACCCUGCUUACUGCGCACAACCAAUCCUAUUAGAACUCAGCAUCCCUGCUCAUCUGAGCAGAUCCUGGAAGUGAUUUCUGCAGCUCACAAUUUUUUUUAAGCUAAAUUGGAAAUAAUACUGGUUUAUUUCUUGUUCAUUUUUUUUCUUUCGUAUUUUUUUCCUGCACAAAGGAGGAGGAUUUUUCACUUAUUCAUGCAGAGGCCAGUUUUUUGAAGCCAGUUAAGGUGGCAUUAGCUGGGCAGGGUUUAAAGCCGAUAGCUCAGCUGAAAAAGAAGGGCGUAGGGAAGGGAAGGAGAGAAGCUGGAAGAAGACAAGUAGCGUCUUAUUUUGCUAUGUGGUAGGAACCGUCAGUGAGAAGAUAUAGUAUAGAAUUGUUUAUCUUGAACAGUUGGUUCUUAAACCAUAAGGUAUUUUUCCUUGUAUUUUUCUUUAAGCCUCCCUCAUCCCUUUUCUUAAGAGCUUUAUUCCAGAGCUUUGGAUUUGGCGAUUUUGGGUGAGGAGGUUUUAUUUAUUUCUGUUGUGUGUGUGUGUGUGUGCGCGAGUGUGUUUGCGUGUGUUGUGGUCUCAGCUGAGUCAUCAUGUCUGCUCUGACGCCUCCAACCGAUAUGCCAACCCCGACCACUGACAAGAUCACACAGGCUGCCAUGGAGACUAUCUACCUUUGCAAAUUCCGAGUGUCUAUGGAUGGAGAGUGGCUCUGCCUGCGAGAGCUGGAUGACAUCUCACUCACACCUGACCCAGAGCCUACCCACGAAGACUCUUGGGAGGAUUUGACAGAUUUGGUGGAGCAAAUGCGCGAUGAUACAGAAGACCCUAAUUAUCUCAUGGCUAAUGAACGCAUGAACCUGAUGAACAUGGCCAAGCUGAGUAUCAAGGGCCUGAUUGAAUCAGCUCUGAACUUGGGGAGGACUCUGGACUCUGACUAUGCACCACUCCAGCAGUUCUUCGUGGUGAUGGAGCACUGCCUAAAACAUGGCUUGAAAGCAAAGAAGACUUUUCUUGGACAAAAUAAAUCCUUCUGGGGGCCCCUUGAACUGGUAGAAAAGCUUGUUCCAGAAGCUGCAGAGAUAACAGCAAGUGUCAAAGAUCUUCCAGGACUUAAGACACCAGUAGGCAGAGGAAGAGCCUGGCUGCGUCUGGCAUUGAUGCAAAAGAAACUUUCAGAAUAUAUGAAAGCUUUGAUCAACAAGAAAGAACUUCUCAGUGAAUUCUAUGAACCCAAUGCCCUCAUGAUGGAAGAAGAAGGAGCUAUAAUUGCUGGAUUGUUGGUGGGUCUGAAUGUCAUUGAUGCCAAUUUCUGUAUGAAAGGAGAAGAUUUGGACUCUCAGGUUGGAGUUAUAGAUUUUUCAAUGUAUCUCAAGGAUGGGAACAGCAGUAAAGGUAGUGAAGGAGAUGGCCAGAUUACUGCAAUUCUGGACCAGAAGAACUAUGUUGAAGAACUCAACAGACAUCUGAAUGCUACUGUAAACAACCUUCAGGCAAAAGUGGAUGCAUUAGAAAAAUCCAACACUAAACUGACAGAAGAGCUUGCAGUUGCAAACAACAGGAUUAUUACCUUGCAAGAAGAAAUGGAACGAGUGAAAGAGGAAAGCUCCUAUAUAUUGGAAUCCAAUCGGAAGGGUCCUAAGCAAGACAGAACUUCAGAAGGGCAAGCACUGAGUGAAGCAAGAAAGCAUUUAAAGGAGGAGACACAAUUACGACUGGAUGUUGAAAAAGAACUGGAGCUCCAGAUCAGCAUGAGACAGGAGAUGGAACUGGCCGUGAAGAUGCUGGAGAAGGAUGUCUGCGAGAAGCAGGAUGCCCUGGUGUCUCUGCGGCAGCAGCUGGAUGAUCUCAGGGCUCUCAAGCAUGAGCUUGCCUUUAAGCUGCAGAGUUCAGACUUAGGAGUAAAACAGAAAAGUGAACUAAACAGUCGCUUGGAAGAGAAGACUAAUCAGAUGGCUGCUACCAUCAAACAACUGGAACAAAGUGAAAAGGACUUGGUGAAACAGGCAAAGACCUUAAAUAGUGCAGCAAAUAAACUGAUCCCCAAACAUCUUUAGAUACAUUGCAGUCAGCCACCUCGAAAGUCUGAUAUCACAACUUAAAUGUAAAAGGAAGAAAUCUGAAAGUUAUUACAUUUAAGCUCUGAUUCUAUAUACAAGUCACCAAAAAUUGACUUUGAAUUUGUUGGACAUUUAAGAAAGACAGUUUAAUAUGUAGGCUGUGGUAUUAUUUUCUUGUUUAUUUUCCCCCCCCGGGAGUUGGGAAAUUUAGUUUUAAGUGCUUAAUUACAUGCCAAACAAACUUGAGAAAUUACUUCUGAGUUGACCAAUAAAUAAACACACUAUUAUUUUUAAAAGCCUAGGGAAUUGAAGUUCUAUACAUAUGUUACAACCCAGUCCCUGACAGUAUCGGAUUCUAGGUUCAUUGUCUGUACAGCGAGCCUGUUCUGCCGUUGCGAUGUAAUGAACUAGAGGUGACAACCAUAUGGACUUGGGCUUUUCUCAAGUAGUUCUGUCUCUUAGGCCAUGGCCCCUUUUCACUUCUUUUAUGUAGUUUUAAUCCCCAAGCCAAGGAUCAGUACUUCAUAUCUCACUACAGUUCUAUUCUCAGUAACCAGAUUGCUUGCGACUUUUUUGCCUUAGUGACUUUAGCGGGGGAGAAACAAACAGCAUCCUUAUGUUUCUUUAAAGUACAUAGAGAUAAAGUUAGUGAUUAGGUAACUUAGGAUAACAUAAUAAUGUGGAAGCUUGGGAAAACCCUCCUAAUAUUUGUCAUCUUCUACCUCUGCCAUUUUCCUGCAAUUCUACUUCCUAUUUUGGUAGCUCUGAGAGAACAAUUUUAAUAAAAACACUCCUCUCCUUUAAAAAAAAAUACACUACACAUUUUUCCAAACCUAUCCUGCUUUUCCUUUCCAAGUAAAGUGGACAAGGUGUAGACACGAGUUACAGUUGCCUGCCUCUUAUUGCUUGACAUUGAAACAUUUACUUAAGUUUCUGUUACUUUUUAUUCAUAUGGGGAUUUGCUUAAGUUUCUGGAAAACUAACAGUCUAUUAGAAAACUGUUUCAUAGUAGGGAAGAAAUGAUAAACAUAUUCUUUAUUAUUAUUUAGUCUAAGAAUAAAGAUUCCCAGUUAGAUACUCACAAACAAUAAUUAGUAGGGCUUCUUUUUCUAAGUGACCACAGAUCUAACCCUUUCUAGGCUUUAUGUUGUAAAUAAUCCUAUAAAUACUUUGAUUUUUAAAAAAAAUAACUCUUGAUUUGGGGGUCAGGCUUUAUAUAAGCCUUUAUUCAUUCAAAAAUUUUGGCAAAAUUUUUGUUAUUUUUCUUCUCAUUCUGGUAUGAUUUGCAGCAUCUCAGCUGGUUAGGUGGGGACAGAGAUAACCCCUUUGCUUCCAGCUAUUGAAAUUCUUAACCUUAUUCUUGGAAAAAACAGAAUUAAGGGAGUAAGAUAGAUUUCAUAUGUGCUUUUUAUAGGUCCUUGAAGACUUGAGCCUAAGUCAAAAGAGCAUAUGAUUAACCUCAUGGAAAAUCCUGUGCUCUUGAACUUAUUUUAGUUCUUAUAGUUUUGCACCCGUUCUUAGCUUUGUCAACCUUUAUGGUGUGAGUUGCCUUUUCUAAGAGUAUUUGGAAGGAAUGCUCAUAUACUAAGAUAAAAUAUUUUGAAGACUACAUGUGGCAUGCUUCCAAAUUCUGUAUAGAGCCCUAGAUGUUUCACCUUUUAAAAGUUGCUUCUUCAUAGGUGCAAAGUUGAAAGAACUAAAGAAGAAAAUAUUAAUCAGAAUCUUCCAGAGAAUAUAGUCAGGGAUCUUAUGCAGGAGGCCCAAUGCUGAGUUAUUUGUCCACAUAGUCACACACCACUAUAGGAGUGAACAAGGAAAAGGGGGUCAAACUCUGACAAACAAAAGCUUUUCCUUAUGUAAUUGAAGCCUGGGUAAGGGUUGAUUGUAUAAUGUCCAGUGAUUUAAUAUAAUCAAUGGUUAAGGGAAAGGACCAGGAAAAUGUUAUGAUUCCAUAUGUAAGAAGGUAGUUGCCCGUUUGCAAGUUCCAGUUAUGUGUGUAAAACAGAAAGAUAAAGUACCAAACCUAUUAGGAAAUAAAAACAAACAAAAAAGUGGAUUUAACUUUAAUUACUGUGUGCUUGAGGUUGGCUUUGGAUAUGGAUUUUCUAAAAAGUGACGUUUUAUUGUUUAUCAUCUAAUGGCUGUAAACUGUAGUACUAGAAUAAAAAAAAUGGAAAAUCA